Messenger RNA from Triticum turgidum subsp. durum (durum wheat), 885 nucleotides. NCBI's taxonomy places the organism in Eukaryota, Viridiplantae, Streptophyta, Magnoliopsida, Poales, Poaceae. The record is from the annotation of a GenBank genome assembly.
AUGUCGGAGUCGGUGCUCCGCAAGGUGCUCGUCUCCUACUGCUACGUCGCGGUGUGGAUCUUCCUCUCCUUCACCGUCAUCGUCUACAACAAGUACAUCCUCGACCCCAAGAUGUACAACUGGCCCUUCCCCAUCUCGCUCACCAUGGUGCACAUGGCCUUCUGCUCCUCCCUCCCCAUCGGCGCGCUCUACUCGCUCUCCCUCUGGUUCUCCAACUCCGCCUACAUCUACCUCUCCGUCUCCUUCAUCCAGAUGCUCAAGGCGCUCAUGCCCGUCGCCGUCUACUCCAUAGGGGUGCUCUUCAAGAAGGAGACCUUCCGCUCCUCUGCCAUGCUCAACAUGCUCUCCAUCUCCUUCGGCGUCGCCAUCGCCGCCUACGGCGAGGCCCGCUUCGACCUCCGCGGCGUCGCGCUCCAGCUCGCCGCCGUCGCCUUCGAGGCCACCAGGCUCGUCCUCAUCCAGAUCCUCCUCACCUCCAAGGGGAUCUCGCUCAACCCCAUCACCUCGCUCUACUACGUCGCGCCCUGCUGCCUCGGCUUCCUCUUCCUGCCCUGGGUCUUCGUCGAGCUGCCCAGGCUGCGCGCCGUGGGCAUGUUCGAGCCUGACUUCUUCGUCUUCGGCACCAACUCCCUCUGCGCAUUCGCGCUCAACCUGGCCGUCUUCCUGCUCGUGGGCAAGACGUCGGCGCUCACCAUGAACGUCGCCGGCGUUGUCAAGGACUGGCUGCUCAUCGCCUUCUCCUGGUCCGUGAUCCGGGACACGGUGACCCCGAUCAACCUCUUCGGCUACGGGAUCGCCUUCCUGGGCGUGGGCUACUACAACCACGUGAAGCUGCUGCAGGAGCGCGACUCUCACGGCGAGCGCAAGACCGAGACCCAGUCAUAG